CGUCAUUAGAUGUCAGGAUCAUUUCAUCUUAAUCAGCUUUUUCGACAUCUGUGAAGAAGACGGGUAGGGACUUUUCGAGUCCGAUUCCCAAUUCUGAAUCACACGGAGCUCAUAAACCCAAAAAAAAUCUAGACGCCUGCCGGAGCUGGAGAGGUAUUUGCAUAGGAAAAGUACAUGAAAAUAGCAGACUCGACUCUCGGAUAGAAAGUUGGCAUUUGGUGGAAGGUUCUCGGCUGCAGGGUCAGUCUUACGAUCUGCUACAAAGAAAUCAUGGGGAACCGCUCUCUUGAGAGGAAAGUGCUAGGCUCUGUCUUAACCAUUCUCGUCGUGCUUUCUGCUGUGAACGUUUCGUCUGCAGGUCAGAUUGCAACUUACUGGGGCCAAAGUGGGAAUGACGACGCUGGUUCAGAAGGUAGCCUGGCCGAUCUAUGUAACUCCAACAACUACGGCAUUGUCAUGAUAGCUUUCCUAUCAGCAUUCGGCAGAGGCCAAACCCCUGUCCUGAACCUGGCUGGUCACUGCGAUCCUGCCUCUGGAACUUGUGCAACAUAUGCUUCAGAUAUCGCCGCAUGCCAGAGCUUAGGAAUCAAAGUGCUCCUUUCAUUAGGUGGAGGAGCUGGAGGAUACGGGUUCGACUCGGCUGACGAAGCCAGGCAGCUGGCGCAAUACAUCUGGGAUAACUACCUGGGAGGCAGCAACGACAACAGCCCCUUGGGAGCAGCACAAUUAGACGGCAUUGAUCUGGACAUUGAAAGUGGCGGACCGUCCUACUAUCCAGACUUGGGAGGACGUUUGAAAGAGAUAGCUCAGAACAACAACUACAAGCAGUUGUACAUGUCUGCAGCACCUCAGUGCCCAUAUCCUGACGCGUCUCUGGGUCCGGCAACGGGCACGUUUCUGGAUGCAAGCUUGGCGGACUUCGUGUUCGUGCAAUUUUACAACAACCCCGACUGUGAUUUCCGAGCAGGUGUAAGUGGUAUGGUCAGUUCCUGGACUCAGUGGACUAACAACAUCCCCGGUACACCACAAGUUUUCUUGGGAUUGCCUGCUAGCGCAGCUGCUGCGGGAGGAGGAUAUAUUGAUAGCAGCACUCUGAUAGAGGGUGGCGGCGUGCUCGAGCAAAUCAAAAUGAUCGGCAACUAUGGAGGCGUCAUGCUGUGGGCACCUACGACAGACAGAACAUAUGCGUCGAAUAUCAUAGCCUCUGUUUGAAAAUGUCAAAAUCUCGAGGAUAUUCAAUAUCUGAGAAGCAAAUCUUGGACUAUCGUGAGGCUCAAGACAUACUUCAACUUGUGGUUGACGACUUCAAGUAACUGGAUACCCAACUGACAGUGGAUUUAUAUCGGUAGGACGCGAAUGAGCGUAUCUGUGCAUUCUAGCUGUAUAUCUGACUCAGAUAAGUUACCAGAAUAUUCUUGUAUCUGCUUUAAGAGUACCUAUCGUGUAAUUCUCAGAAACCAAUAAAGAGCUUCUGGAUAUCAUUC
Messenger RNA from Marchantia polymorpha subsp. ruderalis, 1484 nucleotides. The record is from the annotation of a GenBank genome assembly. NCBI's taxonomy places the organism in Eukaryota, Viridiplantae, Streptophyta, Marchantiopsida, Marchantiales, Marchantiaceae.